This is a messenger RNA of Botrytis fragariae, 627 nucleotides long. RefSeq lists its product as uncharacterized. The transcript is spliced from 2 exons. The coding region runs from base 1 to 366 and encodes 121 amino acids. Lineage: Eukaryota; Fungi; Ascomycota; Leotiomycetes; Helotiales; Sclerotiniaceae. The record is from RefSeq and is a predicted model, not a curated record.
AUGGCUCCUCGCAAAUUCAAUUUAAAUGGCAAGACCUUGACUGCUCCUCUAGCAGCUGCAACCAUGGCACUACUCCUAUUCACAUACACCCGCACAUCCAUCCGGGCAGCCAAGCAGAAUGCUCAAAAACAUCGCGAAGCAGACGGUGGACAAAUCGAUUGGGCCAAUGAAAGUUUAAGGCGUCAUGGACAAUUAGAUGCACCUGUGGAGCAAACGACUGUGAAACAAUUAUUAGGAACGGCGAAAGAUAAUUUGGAGGAAUUGAGGAGGAGAGGAAAUGCGCCUGAGAGGCAUGAAGUGGAGAGGAAGUUGAGAGAGAGAGCGGCGAAGGGAAGAGAAGGUGGUUUUGCUGGGAAAGCAGAAUAAUGUCGAAUGAAAAUAACAAUGGAGAUGGGAACGGUGUUUAGGUUUAUUGAAGUACACAGCUACUUCACCGAUUUAUCUUUCGAGGUUACAUGUGGGAGUUUAAGGAGAUCUUUACAAGACUGCAUAUUCAGGUCAAGGUGGAAUAUCAAACAAUCAUUUGCCAUGAUGGCUAAUACCAUCUAUAAGUACAAUUCCCCUGUUCACAAAAAGGUAUAAUUCAGAUACGAACGUCUGUAAUAUCUUCCAUAAACACAAAGGCCG